This is a messenger RNA of Sinocyclocheilus rhinocerous, 2564 nucleotides long. Its product is annotated as gamma-aminobutyric acid receptor subunit delta-like. NCBI's taxonomy places the organism in Eukaryota, Metazoa, Chordata, Actinopteri, Cypriniformes, Cyprinidae. Gene Ontology annotation, cellular component: membrane. Gene Ontology annotation, molecular function: extracellular ligand-gated monoatomic ion channel activity; GABA-A receptor activity. Gene Ontology annotation, biological process: monoatomic ion transmembrane transport. The record is from RefSeq and is a predicted model, not a curated record. The transcript is spliced from 9 exons. Bases 173 to 1543 code for a protein of 456 amino acids.
CUGUCUAUGAGAGAAAGCGAGUUAUGUGUGCCGUUUUCUCUGCAGUCUGGAUAAGGCACUGGCUAAAAUAUGGAUCAUUAUAUAAUUUUCCUGCGAUUCUCCUAAGAGGCUGAGGAAAUUAGGAUAUAUUAAUCUGUCUGUCUCCUUUCAGUCCGAAUCAAUUUAGCGCAAAAUGGAUGCAGUGAGUUUCGCCGUGUCGAUCUUCUGGUUUGUGCUCAUCGGGGGGAACAGCAUGAGCAGGGCCAUGCUGAGUGAUAUUGGUGACUAUGUUGGCACAGACAUUGAAAUAUCCUGGUUGCCUAAUCUGGAUGAUUUAAUGAAAGGUUAUGCUCGAAACUUUCGCCCAGGGAUUGGAGGACCUCCUGUGAAUGUCGCCAUGGCCAUUGAAGUAGCCAGUAUUGACCACAUCUCAGAAGCCAACAUGGAAUACACCAUGACAGUAUUUCUGCGGCAGAGUUGGAGAGAUGACCGUCUGUCGUACAACCACACAAACAAAACUCUUGGCCUGGACAGCCGCUUUGUGGACAAACUCUGGUUACCAGACACAUUCAUAGUUAAUGCCAAAUCAGCCUGGUUUCACGAUGUCACUGUGGAGAACAAACUCAUACGCCUGCAGCCUGAUGGAGUCAUUCUCUACAGCAGUCGAAUUACAUCUACAGCUGCAUGUGAUAUGGACCUCACAAAAUACCCCAUGGAUGAACAGGAAUGCAUGCUAGACUUGGAAAGCUAUGGCUACUCUUCAGAAGAUAUUGUGUAUCACUGGUCAGAAAGUCAGAAACACAUUCAUGGGCUGGACAAAUUAGAGCUGUCCCAGUUCACCAUCACAGAUUAUAGCUUUGUCACAGAGAUGAUGAACUUUAAAUCUGCAGGGAGAUUUCCACGUCUCAGCUUACGGUUUCAACUAAGGCGUAACCGAGGAGUUUACAUCAUCCAGUCCUACAUGCCCUCAAUCCUACUGGUUGCCAUGUCAUGGGUUUCAUUCUGGAUCAGCCAAUCAGCUGUGCCAGCAAGAGUGUCUUUAGGAAUCACAACGGUGCUCACCAUGACAACACUGAUGGUCAGUGCUCGUUCAUCAUUGCCCCGUGCUUCUGCCAUCAAAGCUCUGGACGUGUAUUUCUGGAUCUGCUACGUCUUUGUGUUCGCUGCCUUGAUCGAAUACGCUUUUGCUCACUAUAAUGCAGACUACAGCAAGAAGGAGAAAGCCAAAGUCAAGACGAAUAAGAGUGCAGAGUCCAUGGUGAAGAAUGGAAAGCAGGCCAUGGUUCUGUUUUCGCUCUCUGUGGCUGGCAUGAACCAGGGCCUCCUCGUCUCAAACAGGCAAAACAGGGCCCAGCGGGCCACUGACCCUCCUGGAGAUCCACAUGAAGAGACAGAGGUUCGUGGCACUCAGUCCCGUCGGGCACAGAAGGAAAGCAGUGAAGAGAAGAAAUGCUGCAAGUGUAAACCUAUCGAUGCCGACACCAUUGAUAUCUACGCUCGUGCUGUCUUCCCUUUCACCUUUGCUGUGGUAAAUGUCAUCUACUGGGUGGCAUACACAAUGUAAAUGAUUUAUAAAAUGUUGAGCUCUGCAUGUAUAUACAGUAAAUCAAUAAAUGAUGUGACAACAGAACUAUACUAUUAUUAGAAUAUGAGAAUAUCUGGAUUAUUAACGCUUAUAAAUAUAAUAAUGUAGGGUAGUCUUUUAGAAUAUGUUAAAUGCUUUAUGUUGAAUUGAGUUUUUUUGGAAGAAGAGGGGUCCUGUUGCAUUUUAGGAGACUGAUACAUACCUCUGCAUCUUUACAAAUAGUCCUUGAUGCUUUACAAUGACAUUUCCUUGUUGCUUUUUUGCUCUUUCAUAAUAUUUGCACCAGAAUAGCCUUCUAAGUACUGGUACGAAUGAACUAAAGCAGAAAUGUAUUCUGCUUUAUGAAUGAACCUUUUUUUUUCAUUCAUUUUUUCUCCAUCUUUAAAUAUUUCCUCACAGAAGAGUUCAGCAUUUUGGUUGCAUUGGCAGACAUUACUGUUAAAAUGGACUCUGACUUGUGGCAAUAUCUGUGUGUUUCUUGCAACUUAAUGUUGUUCUCAAAUAAAAUUCAAAGCCAUCUGAAUUAUUAACAUACAAAUUAGAUAUUUUUCUGUAUGCAUUCGCUUACAUAUAUAGUGUUUAUCUUAAUGUUAUUAUUCCCCCAGCAAUGGGGUUUAAAUAUGAUUGUGUUGUGGAAAAAUGUUACAUAUGAGCCAUGGGAACCCUGCCCACAAGUAAUGAUGGUAGUGAUGCUAUUCUGAGCAAUUUAUCCCUUUCAGUAUCUUUUAUUUCGCCUUUUCUUUUGUCAGAGGCAGCUCUAAUUCUGCUUUUGUUCUGAAGUGCCACAUUUGUGCCGCAACAACAUUUGCGAUUGUCAUGACAAUCAGCACACAUUGUUUUUGUGCAUGAAAAUGAACAUGUGAUUUAUUAUUUCCUGCUUUUUUCUCUUUUUUUGGUAAAUAUAUUAAUGCCACCUUUGUGUGGUAAGUCUGUGAGGGGCCCUUGGCACCAGGAUAAUGACAUGACAUAGUGACAAAGUUGAUAAAUAAAACUGUUCUUG